Molecule: messenger RNA, 1600 nt
Organism: Leptopilina boulardi
Lineage: Eukaryota; Metazoa; Arthropoda; Insecta; Hymenoptera; Figitidae
Gene: Cox10
Product: protoheme IX farnesyltransferase, mitochondrial
Exons: 7
Coding region: 208-1500 (430 amino acids)
Biological process (GO): heme biosynthetic process
Cellular component (GO): mitochondrion; mitochondrial membrane
Molecular function (GO): protoheme IX farnesyltransferase activity
Source: RefSeq, a predicted model, not a curated record
GCACUUUGGAGUUUUACCUACACAACCCUGGCAUCUUCCUGUUCCGUCUGCUAUAAUUUUGACAAGGUGCAUGGCGUUUUAUUGAAAAAAGAAAAUGUUAUGCAAUACACAUAAUAUGUUCACUUAACAUUACAAGCUAAAUUUAAAUAACAAUAAGGAUGAAAAUAACCGGUUAAAGUGCGUUAAACUGGGUGAUUUUUAUUUAACAUGAUAUAUGUUUUGAAUACGGCGAAAGUUUGUCGAAAAAUAUCAUGUCUAACUUUAUCGAAAGUACUUACUGCAAACCUUUCUGCUGGACCGGCAAAACCGGCAAUAAAAAUAUCCCAUUUAAAAGAAAGAUCGAGUCAAGUAGUUGCAAACAAACAAAGAUCACAUACAAUUGUUGCGGAAUCAAAACACGCGAUUCCUCCUGACAUUUUACAGGAAUUAACUCCAAUUUCUGUCAAUAAAACAAAGACAUUAAAUAGUGAUGACAGAAUUGAUUCUGCUGAUACAGUUCAAAAAAAAGUAAAAUGGAAAUUUUUAGAAUUCGACGCAACGAAACUUCACAAAUAUUGUCUUAUGCUUUCAAAAGCGAGAUUAACUUCACUUGUAGUCAUUACAGCUAUGGGUGGAUAUGCCAUGGCACCGGCCCCAUUUGAUCCAUACGUUUUUACAAUGUGCUCCCUUGGCACGGGUUUAGUUUCGGCAUCGGCAAAUGCAAUCAAUCAAUUUUGUGAAGUUCCUUUCGAUGCUCAAAUGAAUCGAACGAAAAAUCGAGUACUAGUCCGUGGUUAUCUUGCUCCUGUUCACGCUGCAGUUUUUGCAGCGAUGUCUGGUACGAUAGGCUUGGUAAUUCUUUAUUCUCAAGUAAAUACUUUAACGGCAGCAUUAGGUGGUGCUAAUUUAAUUUUAUACACUCUUAUUUAUACACCCAUGAAACGAAUCAGUAUUCUUAACACCUGGAUUGGUUCAGUAGUUGGUGCAAUUCCACCUUUGAUGGGUUGGGCUGCUUGCCUCGGAGACAUAAGUUCGCCCGGUGCUUGGAUUAUGUCUGGAAUUUUAUAUGCCUGGCAAUUUCCCCAUUUUAAUGCUCUUUCAUGGAAUCUUCGACCAGAUUAUUCGCGUGCCGGUUAUAGAAUGAUGGCAGUUACAAAUCCCGAUCUUUGUCGAAGAACUGCCUUAAGGUAUACAGCAUCAUUGAUGGUUAUUUCAUACCUGGCCCCAAUUUUUGACGUUACAAAUUGGUGGUUUUCUGUGAUAUCAACGCCACUCAAUAGUUACUUUCUUUAUCUAGCUUGGCAAUUUCAUAAACAGUCUGACAGUGCGACAUCACGUAAAUUAUUUCGAUUCUCACUUCUUCAUCUUCCGGCGUUAAUGAUUCUAAUGUUGAUCUGCAAGAAAUAUUGGUUCAUUGAUUUUGCAGGAAAUAAAAAAGUCAAAGAAACAAUUAAUGAAGAAAAACAUCAAGACAGACUAUCAACAUCUAUCGCGGGACUUUUUUCACCGACGUCUGCUUAAAAAGAAAAAAUCGACACGUACAAAAAAAAAAAAAGAAAAUCAAUAGCUCAGCGUAGAGAAUGAAAUGUUUAUUAUUUCAUAAACAUUUGCUAAACAAAAA